CUUCCGGAUGAUUCAUGGGAGGAAGACGGUGGACAGAGCGGCUUCUGUGCUCUUCCCAGGAUGGAAGCAGCAGCUGGCAGUUACAAUUUUCUUUGAAUCUUAUGGACAAAGAAGAUGGCAAUGAGAGUACUCUGGACAAAUAAGAAUAACAAGUACCAUUGAAAAGGAAAGCAAAUAUUUUCCAUUUCCUUCAGAAGACCACACAUUUUUUUUUCCUUCGCCAGCAGGAGAGAAACAAAGGGGAGAAAAUCAAGAAGAGAUUUCUAGCUGGAAAAAGUAGAGUAUGUGGAUCUCAAACAUACAUGAAAAGUCAAGGGAGAUUAUUUUUCCAUUCAGCAAAAGAAGGGAAAUAACUGGAAGUCAGUGGGGAGGAAAAGGUCACUUGGAUAGUCACGUCAGGCAGAUAACGAUGCAGCCCUUGCCCUGGGAGUAAGAAAACGGCUGGAAUCACAGUAACACUAAACAAAGAAUCAUACAUAUUUUUGACAUCCUCAAGAAUAUCAGUGGAGUAAAAGCUCCAUAGAGGUGCCUGUUGUGGGGAAGAUACAAAUCACAGCUGAUUAUGCAUGAGAGGAUACAAACUGGAGAAAAGCCAUAUAAAUACUCAAUGUGGCAAAAGCUUUGCUCACAACAGCUUCCUUGUGGUUCAUGGAAAGACUCAGACAGGAGAGAAAAAAUACAAGUGCUCCCAAUGUGGUAAAUACUUUAGUGAGCAUGGCGACAUUGGAGGACUCAUACCAGAUAGAAAACAUAUGAAUGUCUAGUUUGUGUGAAACUUUCAUUGGAAAUUCCCACUCAUGAGAAAACAGAGGACUCAUACAGGAGAGAAACCCUUUGAAUGUCCUAUCUGUGGGAAAUGUUUCAGUCAGAAUUCCCAUUUGGUGAUUCACCAGAGGACUCACACAGGAGAGAAACCAUAUGAGUGUCCAGAUUGUGGAAUAAGUUUCAUUCAGAAUUCUGGUUUGGUGAGACACCAGAGGAUUCACACAGGAGAAAGACCCUUUGAAUGCCCUAUCUGUGGGAAAGGUUUCAGUCAGAAUUCCCACCUGGUGACUCAUCAGAGGACUCACACAGGAGAGAAACCCUUUGAAUGUCUUGACUGUGGGAAAUGUUUCAGUGAUAAUUCUAGCCUGGUUAGACAUCAGAGGAUUCACACAAGAGAGAAACCAUUUGAAUGUCCUGAUUGUGGGAAAAGUUUCAUUAAAAAUUCCCACCUCAUUAGUCACCAGAGGAUUCACACAGACAAACCAUUUAAAUGUCCUGACUGUGGGAAUCAUUUCACUCAGAAUUCCUACCUUGUGGCCCACCAGAGGACUCACACAAGAAAGAAACUCUUUGAAUGCCCCUAUUGUGGGAAAAGUUUCAGUCAGAAUUCUGGUUUGCUGAGACACCAGAGGAUUCACACAAGACCCUUUGAAUGCCCUAUCUGUGGGAAAGGUUUCAGUCAGAAUACCCACCUGGUGACUCAUCAGAGGACUCAUACAGGAGAGAAACCCUUUGAAUGUCCUGACUGUGGGAAAUGUUUCGGUGAUAAUUCCAGCCUGGUUAGACACCAGAGGACUCACACAGAUGAGAAACCUUUUGAAUGCCCAGUUUGUGGUAAAAGUUUCGGUAGGAAUUCCAAACUGGUGGAACACCAGAGAACUCACACAGGAGAGAAACCCUUUGAAUGUUCUGAUUGUGGAAACACUUUCAGUAAUAAUUCCAACCUUAUUAGCCACCAGAGGAUUCACACAGGAGAGAAACCAUUUGAAUGUCCCUAUUGUGGGAAAAGUUUCAGUCAGAGUUCCCACCUUGUGAGACAUCAGAGGAUUCACACAGGAGAGAAGCCCUUUGAAUGUUCUGAUUGUGGAAACAGUUUCAGUAACAAUUCCAACCUUAUUAACCACCAGAGGAUUCACACAGGAGAGAAACCCUUUGAAUGUUCUGAUUGUGGGAAAAGUUUCACUCAGAGUUCCCACCUUGUGAGACACCACAGGACUCACACAGGAGAGAAACCUUAUGAGUGUCCAGACUGAGGGAAUGAUUUUGGUACUAAGGAUAGCCUUCUAAAUCAUACACACAGGGGAAAAACCAUUUAAGUGGCCCAAGUGUGCAUGGUGCUUCAGGAAACCUUCCAACCUUAUCGUACACAAGAAAAUCCACACGCCCAAAGUGAUGAGUGUAGACAAAGCUUGAAUUUCAUUUCUGAUGUCCCAUUGUAAGUCCAGCUGAGAAAUUUACUAUUUAAUUUGACUACAAAGAAUUUGCCUGAUUUUUUGUAGGCAAAUAUGUCAUGGUAUUAGAAAGUGGAAAGAAAAAAUUGGAACAUAUUAGUUUGAUAAGCACCAGACAUUGCUGAAUAUUUAUUUUUGCAGUAAUUGUGCAAUUAUUUAAAAAUCUUUUUGGGAGUGUUCUUUACAUUUUUAUUAUGGUAGAUGAUAGAAAUGCCACAGGCAUAGUCCCAGCCUUAUUCUCCCUGGGUGCCCCCGAGAUUUUCAACCCCAGAAUUCUCCAGCCAGCAUCUGUUUGGGAUAGGAGCACUCAGACUAUAGUUGGAGAUUGUGGCUCCUCAUAUAACACUCCUUCAUAUAGCGCAAUAGCACUUUGACUUAUAUACUGCUUCACAGUACUUUAUCGCCCUCUCUAAGCAGUUUACAUAGUCAGCAUAUUGCCCCCAACAAUCUGGGUCCUCAAUUUAACGAGCUCAUUUUACUGAAAGCCAAGUUGAGCCGGUGGGAAUUGAGCUGCCAAACUGCAGGCAGUCAGCAGUCAGCAGAAGUAGCCUGCAGUACUGCAUUGUAACUAUUGCGCCACUAUGGCUCUUAUAAUGAGAAAAGUGAGAGGAGAAGUAGAGGGUGUUCAAAGUCCUUCUUUUCCUAACAGUGCACCAAACAUGCCUGUUCAGAUUGUGUCAAGAAUGAGGCACGCAAGUGGAAGAAACCAUAUGAAUAGCAAAUAUAUUGGGGGAGGUUGGGGCAGUGACAAAACCAGUGUAAAAUUUCAGAUGUAAAGGCUGUUCUUCCCUGCAGGUGGCCUUCAUAGAGAAAAGCUGCAGGAAUAUUGAGUUGAGGAGAAAAGGGAUUGUGGUUUUGUGCACAGGACCUCCAGGUUUAUUCACAAGUCCCACUGUGAUCUCAUUUGUUUUUAGGGGCCUCCUUGUUAGCCUUUGACAGCUGAGGCCUAAGACCAGCUCAAGGGACUGAUACUUUUGUGGUUCUCCCCCUUGGUGGGGAGUUGUGAGAAAAAAAGUGUACAGUAGAUAAUCAAGCAAAAUUAAAUAAAGCCAACCUAAGAGACAGAGGGGAUGGUCUACAGGGCGAGGUCAAAAGCCAUCUCACUCAGACGAACAGUCCAUUUCC
This is a messenger RNA of Notechis scutatus (mainland tiger snake), 3341 nucleotides long. NCBI's taxonomy places the organism in Eukaryota, Metazoa, Chordata, Lepidosauria, Squamata, Elapidae. The record is from RefSeq and is a predicted model, not a curated record.